Molecule: messenger RNA, 1302 nt
Organism: Anarrhichthys ocellatus (wolf-eel)
Lineage: Eukaryota; Metazoa; Chordata; Actinopteri; Perciformes; Anarhichadidae
Gene: smim22
Product: leucine rich repeat containing 2
Exons: 9
Coding region: 1-1083 (360 amino acids)
Cellular component (GO): cytoplasm
Molecular function (GO): protein binding
Source: RefSeq, a predicted model, not a curated record
AUGAACCGGGAGAAAACCACCGCCAUCGAGGAGGCCAACGACAUCAUGUUGGUCCGGAGCCCGGUGAGAGGAGCGCUUAGCAUCGGCUGGAUCGACCAGCAGUGGCAGUAUCGUAUCUACUGUAAAACACUGAAGACGGAGGAACUCAACCUUCUGCAUCGUUACCUGGAGAGAUCUACACUGACUGGUGUACAGGUGAACACAGAAGCAGAGCAGCAGGAUCAGAAAGAUCCUGAAGAGAGCAAACUGAUCUUCCAGCUGGAUGGAGAUCAGUGGACGGACUUCCCCAGAGAGCUGCAGUGGAUGACCUACCUGAGAGAGUGGCACGUCAGCGGGACAAAGAUCAGCCGGCUGCCGGAGUACCUGGCUCUGUUCACCCAGCUCACCGUGCUGGAGAUCCCCAAGAACACCAUCGCAGAGCUGCCCCCGGAGAUCGGUAAACUGACGGGUUUGAGGGAAUUAAACGUCAGCUACAACAGUUUGUCCAAAGUUCCUCCAGAACUCGGAAACUGUGAGAACCUGAAGAGACUCGAACUCACGGGAAACCACAACCUGUCCGAUCUGCCGUUUGAGCUGAGCAGCCUGAAGCAGCUGGUUCACCUGGACGUUGCAGAAAACCGCUUCAUGUCGAUCCCCAUCUGUGCUCUGAGGAUGAGCGGCCUGCAGCUGUUGGACUUGAGCAACAACGGUCUGACCGACCUGCCGCAGGACAUGGACAGGUUGGAGCAGCUGGUCACCUUGUUCCUCCAUAAGAACAAUCUGUCCUACCUGCCUCACUGUCUCGGCAAAAUCUCCACACUCAAGAUGAUCGUCGUCAACGGGGACACCCUCACCUGCUGCCCCACCAAACUGUGCCGAAACCCCGAUAUCAAGUUUAUUCGACUGUGCGACCGAGCGAGUGCAGAGAAGAAGAAGAAGGAAGAGGAGAAGAACAAGAGGAAGAGGUGGAGAGAGGAGGAAGAGGAGGAGGUGAAGAAGGACAGCAGAGAGAAGGAGUUCAUCGAGGCGUACAUCAGCUCUCUGAAGGACAGAGACACCGUCCCCGACUCCACUACCAAGGUGUCCAUCUCCUGCCUGCUGUGAGGAAGAGGAGGAUGAAGGGUGUGAGGAAGAAGAGGAUGAAGGAUGUGAGGAAGAGGAGAAUGAAGGGUGUGAGGAAGAAGGGGAUGAAGGACAACUAGAACUAGAAUCAAACAAACACAUUUGACUGGUGUGUGUUUAGCAGUGGUGGGCGGUGCAUUUUAUACCUGGGCCUUCACUGUUGUCCUGCAGCUGAAAUACGUCCUUAUAACCACAUGAUGG